AUGACAGAUAUCGAAAACACCCGUGGACGAACGAACCCAGAGGCUGACUCUUCUGAUGAAGAAGAGCCCGUUCGCUUCCGUCCACGUAUCAAUCCCUACGCCAACAAAGCCGACUGGCCCCAGGAGCCUCUAUACAUUGUUGGCGAGGUGGUAUAUGUGCUCUUCCCAGGCCAAGCGCAGCCUGUAGGCCCUUAUGUCAUUAUAUCGAGCAACUUUGAGAGUGCCACAUAUGAGAUAAAGAGGCAAGACACGGGACAGAAGCACCCGACAGCGGUAUCUGAGGGGCAACUACGAGUCACGGCGUGA
Messenger RNA from Fusarium sp. VM40, 306 nucleotides. The record is from the annotation of a GenBank genome assembly. NCBI's taxonomy places the organism in Eukaryota, Fungi, Ascomycota, Sordariomycetes, Hypocreales, Nectriaceae.